Molecule: messenger RNA, 1350 nt
Organism: Protobothrops mucrosquamatus (brown spotted pit viper)
Lineage: Eukaryota; Metazoa; Chordata; Lepidosauria; Squamata; Viperidae
Gene: CTU2
Product: cytosolic thiouridylase subunit 2
Exons: 13
Coding region: 76-1338 (420 amino acids)
Biological process (GO): tRNA wobble position uridine thiolation
Cellular component (GO): cytosol
Molecular function (GO): tRNA binding; sulfurtransferase activity
Source: RefSeq, a predicted model, not a curated record
CUUGGGAAGAACCGCUGCAUUUACCCUGGAGAGAAGGUUCUCCUGGCUUUUUCGGCGGGUCUUGCCUCCAGCUCAAUGUUGCGGCAGGUGCAAGAGGGUCUCAACCGAGAAGCAGCCAAGAAACUUCGCUUCAGACCAGGAAUAAUCUAUAUUGACGAGGGAGCUGUGUGUGGACGGAGCUUGGAUGAGCGAGAGAAAACCUGCAGGCAGGUUGAGGCUAUCCUGCGAGCCACAGGAUUUCCCUAUCAUCUGGCGUUCUUGGAGGAGGCGUUUGACCUUCCCACUUCUGUCCUGAACUCGCUUCCCCACAGUCCUGCUGACCAGGCUCCCAGCUACAAGGAAGCAGUGGCUGAUUUCACAAGGUGGCAGCAGCAGCAGCAGGGGAAGAGGGGGGAUGCAGACACUUCCCUGGAGGCCCGGCUGGCAGAGUGUAGCACGCCAGGCUGCUCGUGGCAGGAACGGUUGGCAUUUCUGGAUGAUGCCGGCUCUUCCCCUGCUUCCCACAUGGAAGAGCUGGCCCGCCUCUUUCGGGGUGUCAGAUCCUUAACUGCAAAAGAGGAGCUUCUGCAGACUCUCCGGACCCACCUGAUGCUGCACGUGGCUCGGAAAAAUGGAUACACGAAGGUGAUGGUGGGAGAUAGCUGCACCCGUGUGAGCACCAAGCUGCUGACCAACCUGUGUCUGGGACGUGGGGCCUUCCUGGCUAUGGACACGGGCUUCUUGGACAGCCGCUAUGGGGACGUCCUGAUCCUGCGCCCAAUGCGGGAAUAUCCUGCCAAAGAGAUCGCCUUCUACAACUACCUCUUUGGGGUGCCCACCGUCUUCACGCCUGGACUGGACACCAAAGCCUCGGACAGAGCCAGCAUUCACCUUCUGAUGGAAAGCUUUCUCUGCAAGCUGCAGUCGGAAUUCCCUUCUACCAUCAGCACAGUCUACCGGACAGGAGAGAAGCUGAGUGCAGUUCCUCGAGAGGUUGAGUCUGAUGUACUGGCGGCACCGGCCCACUGCCUCCUCUGCCUCUGCCCCCUGGACACCAAUGUUGAGGACGGAUCCUCCUUGCAGGCCACGCUGCUUUCAGAAAAGCUCAGCCGGAGGCCUCCAGGUGAGGAUGGAUGUUGCGGAGAGAGGACCCAGGCAGGGUGCUGCGGAAAACCCCCAGUAGGAAGUGAGACCUCCCAGCUUGUCCCGUUGCUCUGCUAUGGCUGCCGGCUAACAGUCAAGGAGCUGAGCUGUGUGGAGUCUCUACCCCCCUACAUUCAUGAGGAGGCCAAGCACCAGCGAUGCAGGGCUGUGAUGAAACAAGAAAUCCAGGAAUUCUUGCUUGAAGAUGAUGGUUAAUUUGCAUCGGUG